CUCGCUCCCUGUUGCUGUUGUUUCCCCCUCUCUGUGUGUGAGUCAGUGACUAUGGCUUGGUAGUAAGUCAGCCUUGUUGAUGGUAGAUCAACAUUGAGUAUAGUGGUAAACGAUAGAAGUGCUGUGUCAGUGUUAGUCUGCUCUAGUACGAGUUUAUUUGCUUUUUCGAUAUUAAUUCAAAGAUUAGUGAUAGAUUGCUCGGAGCAGCCUCGAUAAGACAGUGUCUCUGUGUAUAAUCCGCUUGAGUAAUGCUUUUUUUUGAAAAAUCUCAAUUAUUUCUGUUGCUUCAAUCGACCUUCUUAUUUUUAUUCUUUCCCUAUCUAUGUAAGUAUUUAUCAGCCCUGCUACUGCGUGUAGUCGUCCCUUCUUGUUUCUUGAUGGACGUAGUAAAUGGAAUAUGAUGAAGAUGAACACUUGGCAAUUAUAUGUAAUUAGUAUAACCCUCAUUUUUCAACAGCUGUUUUACCCACUCUGAGCACGAGAGUCGUCCAUGCAUCUAUGCAGAAGUUUUUGUUGUGACAACUACAGUUGGACUUCUUUGAUCAAACUCCAGACUAUCAGACGAGCGUACAUUUUUUCCGCUGAACAAGUGACGAACCCCCCGGCAAAAUGUCGAAGAGGAAUCCCGACAUUGCGUUGACAAAAUCAGGCACUUCUUUAUCUGUGCCUGAUGUGCAACAAGGAAGUCACAGUCAGAAUGCGGAUCAGGCUACAGCAGAGACAAAGUCCACCAUUAAGGCUAGACCUAGAGUAGAUGACACUCACUAAAUUGUCUGUUUUGUUGACGAGGUAGUAUCCAUGCUCACCAGCGAAGGCGUCCUCCCUGAUCAUUUAGAGCAGGGGAGAACAUCUUCACGGGGAAACUAGGAAGAGCACUUGUUGAGUUUUUGACUCCAGCACAGAUAGUGAGGAGUGUCUAGCGUUAAAACUAGUCCGAGUACCAGCCAAGGCCCGGGAGCACCUACAGCACCCCCUCCAACCCAGAUGACGGUGAAAGACCUGUUGACAGAGAAAGCUGGCAAAGUCGAAGUAGAGGAAGAGAAAGAUGGCCAAGUUCUCGGAGAAGGUGUGCAUCUUCCAUCUUUGAAUAUUUUUGAUCCAGGUCGGUUUCUCGAUGGAAGACCGCCUAAAGAACUACAAGCUGUUCCCGUCAGAGAAGAAGAGGCGCCCUUGCUUCCAAACGUACUGAACUUAGACAAGAGGGAAGCUCCUCCUGAGGUCGCUGAAGGUGAUGCUGCGGCUGUGGUGCCGGAUAUUCACAAAGGAGAUGAACUUUUACCAGUGGAGGGCGUAGUAGGGCGUCGCAUUGGUAUUGGCGCUACGGUCGUAUUUCGACAACGCCGAGCCUUGCGUGUGGAGGCCUAUUGUGGGAGCGGUGCGAGUGCCGAUGUCUACCGGUGUAUAGACGUGACCUCAAACGAGGUAUUUGCGCUAAAAGUUGUCUUCGCCAGAGAUCAGCGCAAUCUCCAGUUUCUGCAAGCGGAGAUCGAGGCACUCCGUCGCUUGAGGGGCUGUCCUUAUGUUGUACAGAUCUAUGAGGACGAGGCAUUUGAAACGGAGCUUGCGAUCCACAUCCUUUUAGAAUUCGCGCAGUAUGACCUGCGAGCGUUUUUAAAAUCAGAAGAAGGACAGAGCCUGUCACUGGUAGCGAUUCAAAGCCUGUGGAUGGAUCUAGUGCAUGGCGUGGCGGCCAUUCACGAAGCAGGACUGGUGCACUUUGACUUGAAGCCUGCGAAUUGUCUGGUCGUGGAUGGUCGUUUGAAGCUGUCGGACUUCGGUCUGGCGAGAACACUGGAUGCUACCAAAACGCACGUUUCGCGGUACGGACAGUGCGGCACGCCGCGUUACAUGGCGCCCGAAGCGUUCUGGCAACCGGAGGAGGGAGUGGGCUCUAUGAAAAUGAGACCGCAAGCUGACAUUUGGUCUCUGGGCAUCGUUCUGUAUGAACUCUUGUACGGACGCGGUCCGUACAGACAUUUCGAGGGCUGUGGACACCGCUUACAGUUCGCGAUAGCCGACUCUCGCGUGCAAAUACGUUAUCUCCAUCAUCGUAAAUACGAAGCGGAAAACGCACAGCUUUUCUUUCACUU
Molecule: messenger RNA, 2090 nt
Organism: Amoebophrya sp. A25
Lineage: Eukaryota; Dinophyceae; Syndiniales; Amoebophryaceae
Source: the annotation of a GenBank genome assembly